Molecule: messenger RNA, 1367 nt
Organism: Chlamydomonas reinhardtii
Lineage: Eukaryota; Viridiplantae; Chlorophyta; Chlorophyceae; Chlamydomonadales; Chlamydomonadaceae
Exons: 1
Coding region: 135-782 (215 amino acids)
Biological process (GO): riboflavin biosynthetic process
Molecular function (GO): riboflavin synthase activity
Source: RefSeq, a predicted model, not a curated record
UUGCAAACAGCAUGCAGUCCCUGCGUUGCGCACAGGGCAUUCGGCCCUUUGCCGCCGCUCGUCGGUCGCCAAACUUCGCGAACUCGGUUGCUAAGCCGACUAGGACCCGUCGUGGUGCUUUAACAAUAGUCAACAUGUUCACUGGCAUUGUGCAAGGGACGGCCACUAUCGCGAAGGUGGACCGCCAGGACAAAUUCUCGUCGCUGGAAAUUAGCUUUCCCGCUGGCAAGGCGGAUGGGGUGAAGAUCGGCGCUAGCGUCGCUAUCAAUGGCACCUGCCUGACAGUCACGCACAUCGCCGGUGACACGCUGGGCUUCGAUGUGAUGAUGGAGACCCUCCGUGCCACAAACCUGGGCGGCCUGCAGCAGGGCAGCGUGGUCAACUUCGAGCGGUCCGCCCGGGUGGGUGACGAGAUCGGGGGGCACAACGUCAGCGGCCACGUGCACUGCACGGCCAGCAUCGCCGCGGUGGAGCAGACGGAGAAUAACCGGCGCCUGACGUUCCAGCUCAGCAACCCCGCGUUCAUGAAGUAUGUCCUGCCGAAGGGCUACAUCGCGGUGGACGGCUGCAGCCUCACCAUCGGCGAGGUGUGGGAGGACAAGUUCAGCGUGUACCUGAUCCCGGAGACCGUUCGCGUGACGGUGUUCGGCGUCAAGAGCGUGGGCGACAGCGUGAACAUCGAGAUUGAGACGCAGACGCAGGCGAUCGUGGACACGACGGAGCGUGUGGUGGCGCAGUACCUUGAGAAGCUGCAGGGGCUGCCCGCGGCGGCGGCCAAGUAGAGAGAUGCGUACGGAGCAGCGGGUUGGGGGUCGGGGGUUGGGGUGAGAGGAAGCAGGCCGUGGCGCAUUUGGGCGUAGGAGUUGGAGGCCACACGGCGUGCGGCGGCCUUCUGCGGGGCUUUGUGUAAACGUCAAGCCGCAGGGAUGAACGGGAGUGCUUCAGCAGGAGGUGGACUUGAGGUCAGCCAGGAUGUGCUAGGUGGCGAAAGCUGGAUGCAUUAAUCUUGCGCGCUGCAUAGCUCGGAUCAGGGCUAUCGACUAUAGUUUUGACUGGAGCUCUAGUGCAGACGAACUAUGUCGCCGCAUGGCUUGGUCUUUGGGGGCUGGGACCUUCAGUAUGGUUUUCGAGUUGCUUUCGGCUGCAGGCCAAUCUCAAGAUUGUGAGCCGUGAGUGGAGGGCCGCCCUUCAACCCCAAAUCCCGUAGGAGAAAGCAUGCAGGCUGGGCGUGCGGACUGUACGAUGUGACUCUACGCAGCUGGUGUAAUGGCAGGUGGCGGGCUGUGCGACGAAUGUGUGGGCGGAUGGAUAGGCGCUGUGCCCCAUUUGACGUGUAUUUGUGCAUGUAUGUGUAACACUGAAACCGA